This is a messenger RNA of Prorocentrum cordatum, 303 nucleotides long. NCBI's taxonomy places the organism in Eukaryota, Dinophyceae, Prorocentrales, Prorocentraceae. The record is from the annotation of a GenBank genome assembly.
AUGGCGGCCACGGCGCUGCCCCGCGGCGCCGCCCAGGAGGUGCCCGGCCUCCUGCGCGUGCCGGGUCUGGCGGAGUCGCUGCGGCAGCAGGCGGCGCCGCCCGGGGACACGGACGCGGUGGAGGAAACGGUGGCGGCUGUCCGGGAGGCGCUGGGCGGCGGCGACGAGCGCGUCCCGCAGCCGCCCUCCUGGCGCGACGCGGUGCACCGUCAGGUGGUUCCCCGACGGCCUCCCCCGGAGCAGGCCGAGACGAAGGGCUUCCAGGCGUUGGCGCAGGACGAGGCAGCGCUCGAGGGGGGAUGA